Sorex fumeus (smoky shrew) is the source of this 3065-nucleotide messenger RNA. RefSeq names its product RCC1 and BTB domain containing protein 2 (gene RCBTB2). Gene Ontology annotation, molecular function: protein binding. NCBI's taxonomy places the organism in Eukaryota, Metazoa, Chordata, Mammalia, Eulipotyphla, Soricidae. The record is from RefSeq and is a predicted model, not a curated record. The transcript has 14 exons. The coding region runs from base 386 to 2041 and encodes 551 amino acids.
CCUGGGAUUAAGGGACACAGAGCAGAAAAGUUGACUAAAGCUAGGCGAUGCUGUUCUGGAGCGGCGGUGGAGGGAUGGGGUGAAAUCGUCACAAAUGCUUGAGCCGGAAGACAUUGUUCUGCUUAGCCCCGGAAAUAAGAGGUUUUCAGACGCUGAAAACUUUCCGAGAGUUCCACCUUGGCCGAGAAAGAACUUCCUGCCUGAUUUGGAAGGCGAGUUCCGAGUGAACCGUUUGCUUUGGUCCUUUGGGAAAUUACAUGCAAGUCUCAAUAACCUAUUCUAGAAGCCAACUUUUACACAGAUCUAGAAGAAAUGAGAUUAAAGAUGACCAGACAGCGGACUCCAGAAAUUUGAAACAAUCAGGAACUGCAAGGACUGAGUCCAUAUGGAAGAAGAGCUUCCCCUUUUCUAUGGCGAAAGUGGCAAGUCAGUGAAGGCUACUUUGUCAUCUUUGAAGAUGUUAGAUGUGGGAAAGUGGCCAAUUUUCUCUCUUUGUUCUGAGGAAGAGCUACAGUUAAUUCGUCAGGCUUGUGUCUUUGGCAGUGCAGGCAAUGAAGUUUUAUAUACUACAACAAAUGAUGAGAUUUUUGUGCUUGGCACAAAUUGCUGUGGCUGUUUGGGGUUAGGUGAUGUCCAGAGCACCAUUGAACCUCGAAGACUAGAUUCUUUAAGUGGCAAAAAGAUAGCUUCCCUCAGCUAUGGGAGUGGUCCACAUGUUGUACUUGCAACAACAGAAGGAGAAGUCUUUACCUGGGGUCAUAAUGCUUACAGCCAGUUGGGCAUUGGAACAACUAACCAUGUUUUAAUUCCCUGUCAUAUCUCUACUAACUUGUCAAAUAAGCAAGUCAUUGAAGUUGCUUGUGGAUCUUACCAUUCUCUGGUGCUAACAUCUGAUGGAGAGGUAUUUGCCUGGGGUUAUAAUAACUCUGGACAGGUAGGAUCUGGAUCAACAGCUAAUCAGCCGAUUCCUAGAAGAGUCACUGGUUGCUUACAGAAUAAAGUAGUUGUGAACAUAGCAUGUGGGCAGAUGUGCUCAAUGGCUGUGGUGGACUCUGGUGAGGUCUUUGUCUGGGGUUACAAUGGAAACGGGCAGCUCGGACUUGGCAGUAGUGGUAACCAGCCAACACCCUGUAGAAUAGCAGCUUUGCAAGGCAUUCGCGUGCAGCGGGUUGCCUGUGGCUAUGCACAUACCUUGGUACUGACAGAUGAUGGUCAGGUAUAUGCAUGGGGUGCAAACUCUUAUGGCCAGCUGGGCACUGGCAAUAAAAGCAACCAGUCCUAUCCUACUCCUGUUGUGGUGGAAAAGGACAGGAUUAUAGAGAUUGCAGCUUGCCACUCUGCCCACACCUCUGCCGCCAAGACCCAGGGUGGGCACGUGUACAUGUGGGGCCAGUGCCGAGGCCAGUCUGUGAUCCUGCCUCACCUCACCCACUUUUCCUGCACUGAUGACGUGUUCGCCUGCUUCGCCACGCCCGCCGUCACAUGGCGCCUUCUGUCUGUGGAACCUGAUGAUCACCUCACAGUGGCUGAGUCCCUGAAGAGAGAAUUUGAUAAUCCUAACACUGCAGACCUCAAAUUUCUGGUGGAUGGAAAGUACAUUUAUGCACAUAAAGUUCUUCUCAAAAUUAGGUGCGAGCAUUUCCGUUCGUCUUUGGAAGACAAUGAGGAUGACAUUGUAGAAAUGAGUGAGUUUUCGUAUCCCGUUUACCGAGCCUUCCUGGAAUACCUGUACACGGACAGCAUCAGCCUCUCUCCUGAGGAGGCAGUGGGAUUGCUGGACUUGGCUACAUUUUAUAGAGAAAACCGUUUGAAAAAGCUCUGCCAACAAACCAUCAAGCAAGGAAUCUGUGAGGAGAAUGCCAUUGCCCUGCUCUCAGCUGCCGUCAAGUAUGAUGCACAGGAUUUAGAAGAAUUCUGCUUCAGGUUUUGCAUAAACCAUUUGACUGUAGUAACACAAACUUCAGGCUUUGCAGAAAUGGACCAUGAUCUCCUGAAGAACUUUAUCAGCAAAGCAAGCAGAGUUGGCGCAUUUAAAAACUGAUCCUUGCCUAUUGGAAGGCAUUAUCACUACAAGAGCCAGAGAAUAAAUGCACCUUACUGAUAUUUGUGAUUAGCUAUCAUUUGGCUGCUAACUUACAUUCUGUCAAGAGAAGGAUGUCAGUCAGUCUUCCCCAUUGGCUGAAAUCACAAGUUUACAUAGCAGGCAUUAAAUGCUGUUAUUGGAGGUGAUGAAGCUCAAGGGAGGAAAUCUAGUAUGUCUUAGAUUUAUUCUUUCAUCUUUUGAGUCACUUAAGUUGGAUAUUUUGGCACAAUAAUGUAAGCACAUGCUCUUCUGGCCAAAUGUUACAUUAUCCAACAGAUUGGUAGCACAUAGCUAGCUGACAGAAAAUGCUGUACUCAGUUUUCUACAUCCAGCACAGUGCUUCGCAUAUGGUAGGCACUCAAUUUAUUAUCAAUUUAAGUAUUCCCUGAGAACAGCUUUAUUUGUGGGAUAUUGGAUGAAGGAGAAACACAAAACCAAUUUUAAAACAGCCUUCAACUAUUAAGGUUCAUAUUCUUCUGGUAUGUUGUUCUGAGAAUGGCUAAAAUUUAGCCAUUAAUUAGAAUUCACAAAGGCCUUGGCAAUUAACUGUCAAAAAAGCCCAAGAGUGAUUUUAAUUUCCCAUUUACUUUCUCACAAGGGAUUACUGAAUAUGAAGCAUUAUCUUUGAAUGAAUGUUAUUUCUAGGCGCAUCUGUCUUACAUGACUACAUAACAUUCUUUGCUCUUAUGUUGAGAUUUGCCUCCUUAAAAAAUGAUUUUUUUUGUAGUUGCUUCUGUCAUUAUAAAACAAGGCACAGUAUAAUUAUGAAGUACUAACUAAAGAGGAACUAAUAUUUACAUUUCAUGGACAGCACUAGAAGAAUGAGAUCCAUUUCUACUUUAACUGCAAAUGAGAAACUGGAACAGAAUGUAGACUAUAACUUCCGUCUUCUGUAUUUCACAAUGAUAUUAUAUAAAGAAUAUUCUUUUGAAAUUAGAAAUCUUGUUCUGAUGCUGAACUAUUUGAUAAUAAAGAGCUUAUU